Columba livia (rock pigeon) is the source of this 1588-nucleotide messenger RNA. RefSeq names its product transmembrane and immunoglobulin domain containing 2 (gene TMIGD2). Gene Ontology annotation, biological process: B cell receptor signaling pathway; B cell differentiation. The coding region runs from base 611 to 1204 and encodes 197 amino acids. The transcript is spliced from 4 exons. The record is from RefSeq and is a predicted model, not a curated record. Lineage: Eukaryota; Metazoa; Chordata; Aves; Columbiformes; Columbidae. Gene Ontology annotation, cellular component: B cell receptor complex; external side of plasma membrane.
UCCUGUCACUGGUUGUCACCAGAAGAGCCUGGCUCCAUCCUCCUGACACUCCCCCUUUCCAUCUUGAUCCCCAGGAAUGAGUCCCCCCCUCAGUCUCCUCUUGUCCAGCUCCAGAGCCCCAGCUCCCUCAGCCUUUCCUCACACGGGAGAUGCUCCACUCCCUUCAGCAUCUUCGUUGCAUCUUCACUCUCCCAGUGAGGCCAUGCUGGGUCCCCAUCCUGCCCUGGGCUCAGGAUGUGUCACCCCGGGGGGUCCCAGUGGGGGUCCCCAGGUGGGAUGUCCUUGUACAUGGGGCCAGGCUGGAGGUGUCCCCAGCUCCCUCACCUGGGGGGGUGCCCAAGGAAGUGCUGUCCCCUGUCCUUGCUCCAGAUGGUGUCCCCAUCCGUCCCCAUCAUUGUCGCUGUCACCCUCCCAUGGUCUGCGCAGUGCAGUGGGGUGACAGGAAGCCGUGGUGUCACAGCGAGACACAGCCUGUGUGACAAGGGACUGGGAGGCUUUGGAGACACCGACGCUUUGGGGACAAGGCCAGCCUGGGGACAGGGACCCCUCAGGGAGAGGCACACCCUGGGGACACAGCCCCUCCGAGCAGGGUGGCUGGGCUGGCGCAGGGAUGUGGGGGCUCGGUGUCCUCAUCCUGCUCCUUGGCGCAGCGGGAGCCCUGCAGGUGAGCCAGGACCCGGGAGAGGUGCAGGUGACGGCAGGUGACGAGGUGGCCCUGGGGUGCCGGGUGCUGGUGGCUGAACCCUGGGACCUGCUGCGGCUGGAGUGGGUGUGGGACACAGCACACAGGGUGCUGUGUGCCACCCGCCUGCGCCCCACCACCCCUGUCCCCUCGUCCCCUUGCGCCCCCCGGCUCUGCCUGGCCUGGAACCCCCCCUGUGCCACCCUCAGUGUCCUCCAGGCACGGGGGGAAGACGCCGGGCGCUACCUCUGCCGGGUCACCCUCGAGAUCCCCCGUCUCGGCACGGCCAUCGGGAACGGCACCCUGCUCAAUGUCACCGCAGGGCUUGUGUGGGGCCUGGGGGGCGGCUUGGGGGGCACAGCCCUGCUCCUGGGGCUGGCCCUCCUUGGCCACCGGUGCUGGCGCAGGGACCCAGAAACAAGCAUCUACAUGAACACACUGCCCUCCUUGGCUGGGGUCCCCAAGAAGCUGCCGUCACCCCACACAGUGAUGGAGAACAGCACAUACCAGGGGGGGCUGUAGGGCGCAUGGGGCCCCCCCAGCACCCCCCGGCCCUGAGCUGGUCCCCAGUGUGUCACCAGCCCUGGGGGGAAACACCCCCCUGGUUCUGUCUUUCUGCAGGAAAUCCCCCCAAAAAAGCUGUUUUGCAGCAUCCUGCCACCCCGCUCUGUGUCUCCUGUGCGGCGCCCACAGCACCCCCCACAUCCGGUGCCCCCCCGGUGCACCCAGCCUGUCCCGCCGGGCGUGGGUCGGGAGGGGUGGGGCAGAAGGCUCCAGGGCCCCCCCGCCCUGUUUUGGGGAAGUCACUCUGUGGUCUGGUGGCCUCGUUUUGUGUCGGCACCCAGCACGCAAUGCCUGCACCCUCCAGUACGGACCCCCCCGCGGGGGCAGUGUCAUUGUCAUCCC